AUGCCGGGCUGCGUUCAUGGGGUGUGCCACCAACCUUGGCAGUGCAUGUGCCAGAGCGGCUGGGCAGGCAAUUUCUGUGACAAAGACCUCCACCUAUGCGAAAACUCAGAUCCCUGUCAGAAUGGAGGCCAAUGUGUCAUCACUGCAGAUGGAGAGUACACCUGUAACUGCCCAGAACCCUUCCAUGGCAAAAACUGCGAGAUGAAAAGAGGACCCUGCGAGGCGGAAGGGUUUCCCUGUCUGAAUGGCGGCACCUGCCAGGACAAUAAUGGAUUUGCAGAUGCAUUCAUUUGCCGCUGCUUGGCCGGAUAUGUCGGUCGACUGUGUGAGACAGAUGUGGACGAUUGCUUGAUGAGGCCUUGUGCCAAUGGAGCCACCUGCGUCGAUGGGGUGAACCGCUUCUCAUGCGAAUGUCCUUAUGGUUUCCAAGGUCGAUUCUGCACAGUCAAUAUUAAUGACUGCGUUGGGCAGCCAUGCCAGAAUGGAGGACGCUGCUUUGACCGUGUCGGGGACUACGAGUGUUACUGUGCUGAGGGAUUUACCGGGAAAUCCUGUGAGAUCCCAAUUCCCAGGUCUACAUGGGACUACCAGGUUGUGACAUCAGCAAAGGACCCCACUCCUCAGACGCUGCCAACAAGGACAGUUGGCACAAGCCGCUGGAGUCCCGUUUCCGUGGACAAAGCUGGACACUUCAAAAUCUCAGUCAAGGAAGUGGUGACCCAACGGGAACAUGGGCUGAGCGAACUGCAGAUAAUCAUUGUCAUCGUGUUUGGGGUCAUCACUGGCCUUGUGGUUCUGCUCACUGUGGGUCUAGUCUUGUGGUACCGACUUCGGGCCACUGGUCAGCCAGGCUGGUGUAGUAACUCUUCAGCAGACACCAAAACCCACUAUCAGCAGUGCCAUGGGACUGCCCCAGAGAACCGGAAAACUACGGAGCUGUGA
Messenger RNA from Staurois parvus, 942 nucleotides. NCBI's taxonomy places the organism in Eukaryota, Metazoa, Chordata, Amphibia, Anura, Ranidae. The record is from the annotation of a GenBank genome assembly.